ACAAAAGGGGGAUUAAAGAUAGUCUCUGUGUGUGUGGGUUGGAGACUGAGAGAGAGAGAGAGAUUUCAAUUUGAAUAUUGAAGAAUGGAGGGAAAGCAAGCCGGAUCGUCUCUAGAUUCGUUGAUAUCUUCUUUCAACAAACGAGUCUCCGAGUUGCAGGAACUCGUCAUCGCCCGGAACAUGUAUCCGGCGAGCAGCGUCCCAGAUUUAACGGCGAUCGACGCGGCGUUGAGCUCGAUGGAGCUUCAGGUACAGUCGAUCAAGGAUCGGCUGCGUGAAGAGACCGAAGCUAUUCCAAAAGCUAAGAAACUAAUUGAGGCAUCGCUGAAACAACAAGAGAAGCUGCAGAAGAUGUGUGUUUAUGCACCGUCUCACUUUCCUGAUAAGACUACGAUGUUGAAUUCAGAUAUUAACAGAUGUUUGCUUCAAGAAAAUGUCAAGAAGCACGAACAGAGUUCUGCUCUUAGGUCCUUGCAAUCUGAGGAGGAAGUAUCUGUUUUACCCAAGGAGAAGAAAGGUCGUGGGUCUUCUCCUCCGCUUUGGUACAUAACUGUUGAGGAACUCAAUUCCCUCUCAUCAUACAUGAGAGGAAGGCUCACCCUAGAGAAAGUGAAUGCGGCUGUCAAUGACAUGGCUUCAUACGCUGAAGCAAAUGCUAAUCUUGUUUCAGCUCCAAAACAAAAGCUUGCGGAAAACCUCUGGGAGAAAGCACUGAAACUGCGAGACAUUGUAACAACGGGUGCAGUGAAGGGAAAACAUUUCUUUCUUGAAACUGACAUGAAGGGGCCAACGUUGAAGCUAGACAACACAGGCAAAGCAAUACUUACUGUUCUUAGACACCUUGGUCGUGUUAGUGAGACUCGCAUCGGUCCGAACCGCGUCAUCAUUCUUAUGAAGCCUAAUUAGAGGAAACCAACUUUUUCUCAAGUUUAUAUUGCUUAUCGGAAUCCUCUUGUAGAAGGUCUGCUUAUUCGUUGAACGCAUUAAGCCUUAUAAUCUUUUAGACUGUUCUGCUCACUAGGCCCAUCAGAACCAACUAAUUUUGUUGUGAAAUAUGGACAAUGUCGGGAAAACUGCUAUUUUAUUGCGAGAUAUGUUCAAUCCA
Raphanus sativus (radish) is the source of this 1105-nucleotide messenger RNA. Its product is annotated as spindle and kinetochore-associated protein 1 homolog. Gene Ontology annotation, molecular function: microtubule binding. NCBI's taxonomy places the organism in Eukaryota, Viridiplantae, Streptophyta, Magnoliopsida, Brassicales, Brassicaceae. The record is from RefSeq and is a predicted model, not a curated record. The coding region runs from base 85 to 906 and encodes 273 amino acids. Gene Ontology annotation, biological process: regulation of microtubule polymerization or depolymerization; chromosome segregation; cell division. Gene Ontology annotation, cellular component: outer kinetochore; spindle microtubule; mitotic spindle. The transcript has 9 exons.